Molecule: messenger RNA, 2707 nt
Organism: Lampris incognitus (smalleye Pacific opah)
Lineage: Eukaryota; Metazoa; Chordata; Actinopteri; Lampriformes; Lampridae
Gene: zpr1
Product: ZPR1 zinc finger
Exons: 1
Coding region: 129-1454 (441 amino acids)
Cellular component (GO): cytoplasm; nucleus
Molecular function (GO): zinc ion binding
Source: RefSeq, a predicted model, not a curated record
UUUAACAACGUGUGCUUGAAGAAACUCUGGGUGGCUUGAAAGAAGGUUCUAGUAAAGCUGACAGAGUGCGACAUUAAAGAACAACGCUAGUUUUCCCGUCGACGUAUUUGCCUGUUUGACGAGAAAUAAUGUCAGUCAUCGCCGAAGAAAAUGUGCGGGGCGAAAGGGUUUUCAAGGAUAUAAGCGCCGACGACGAAGAUUCGCAGCCCACCGAAAUCGAGAGCCUGUGUAUGAACUGUUACCAAAACGGCAUGACUCGUAUGCUUCUUACUAGAAUCCCUUUCUUCAAAGAAAUCAUCAUCAGUUCUUUCAGCUGCACCGACUGUGGAUGGUCCAACACUGAAAUCCAGUCAGCCGGUCGGAUACAGAACCAAGGGGUAUGCUACACACUGAAAGUAAAGUCAAAACAAGAUUUGAAUCGAGAGCUUGUAAAGGCCGACAGUGCGACCACUAGAAUACCAGAACUGGAUUUUGAAAUUCCCGCAUUCGCACAGAAAGGUUCCCUGUCUACUAUUGAGGGUCUUUUAGAUCGAGCAAUUGCGGGACUCGAACAAGACCAGCCUGUAAGGAGGGCGACGACGCCGGAAGUAGCUAAGAAAUUAGAUGAUUUCAUCGAGAAAUUGAAAAAGCUCAAAGAGGUGGAAGAUGAGUUUACCUUGAUCAUCGAAGACCCAUCUGGAAAUAGUUUUGUGGAAAAUCCAGUUGCUCCCCAGGCAGACGAGGCCCUCACUGUCACCAGGUUUCAGCGGACCAUACAUCAGGAUGCACAGUUAGGGUUAAGACCCGAUGACGACUUGGAAGAGGAAGAACCUGUUAAUGACCUGGAGACUAUGAGAAAUGAGGUUUUGGUGUUCAACACCAAUUGCCCAGAAUGCAACGUACCGGCUUCUACCAACAUGAAGCUUGUCCAAAUACCUCACUUCAAAGAAGUCGUUAUCAUGGCCACGAACUGUGACGAGUGUGGACAUCGGACAAAUGAGGUGAAAUCAGGUGGUGCAACAGAGGAGCUUGGUACCAAGAUCACUCUGCAUGUCACUGACCCAUCAGAUAUGAGCAGAGACUUGCUUAAAUCAGAAACGUGUAGCGUUAUUAUACCAGAGCUAGAGUUUGAGCUGGGUAUGGCAGCUCUGGGCGGUAAGUUCACCACCCUGGAAGGACUGUUGAAAGACAUCAAAGAGCUGAUUGUCUCCAAAAAUCCUUUCCUUUGCGGUGACAGCAGCAACCAAGAACAGGUGAACAAACUGAAGCUCUUUGGGGAGAAGCUAGACAAGAUUAUUGCAGGACAAAUGGAUGUCCGCAUCAUUCUCGACGACCCGGCAGGGAACAGCUAUCUCCAGAAUGUCUAUGCCCCCGACCCGGACCCAGAGAUCACCACUGAGAAGUACACCCGUACAUUUGAGCAGAACGAAGACCUUGGUUUGAAUGACAUGAAGACGGAGGGAUACCAAGAAUAAACUGAAUUGUUAAACCAUUUGAAAGGCCUGGAAGCCAGGCUGUUUUAAGUUAAAUGAGACGAAUAGAUCAGGACACCAUAAGGAUUUUGACGAAAGCCUGGCAUUAUAUUUCCACACUGUUUUUUCUGCCUUGGUCAUAUUAUUUGAGUUAAGCAUUUAUGUGUGCUGACAUCAGCAGUAAGUUGUACUACUCUGAAUAAAUACAUUUAAGUUGAAUAAAUUAUAAUGGGAAAAUGAACUAAAAGUUAGAAGAUUUUUUAGUAACUCGGCAAGUGUUUUGCUUAAUGAUGUAUAUGUGAAAGCCCAAGUUCUCAAUGCCUGUUGCAUUUUUACACCAUUCCAGGAGGUGGCGCCCUAUCAUCUGCAAUACCGUGUGUUUGUACACAGGGAAUUUAAAAUGAGUUUUUCUAUUGUCUUAAAGCAUGACACCCCAACAUUUAAUAUGUGCUUUAAUUUCGCUUUUAAUUUUUUUUGUGCACUUGGCCGAUGUUAAGGAAAGCAGGCAGCAUUUUCUGUUAACAAGUGCUUUUAAUAGCUGCUUAAAUUAUUUCAAAAUAUCUACACUCUAAGUUAAAAUGCAUGUCUGCAUAGUGUUCUCCAUAAAUACCCAUAAUGAUUCUGCAUUGUUUUAUUUUUAUGCUUGCUUAAUUCUGGUAAUGGAAUGGUCAUGCAUUUCAGUCAGUCAACGCCUUGCUUGACAGGUGUGUGUGCAUAUGUGUGUGUGUGUAUUAUACACACAUUGGCAAUGUCAAGUGAAAAGUAAAUUCAUAAACUUUACCUAUCCCACUUCACCUUGAGAAGAAGAGUCAUUUAUAGUUUCCCUGUACUCUUUGGAAAAGUAAGUGAGUCCUUGAAAAAUCUAGACUGGACUGGUUUGUUUGUUUUGACGUAUAACAGGGAAAACAAGUUGCUACUAUUGUCAUCACUAAGUUAUGGCAUUGCCAUCCCGAAGCCUAUUAAUUUGGUUCAAUUACUGUCUGUAUCAGUGAAGAUAACGCAAAUGUGUAUUUCCUUGUCGAAUACACACAUAUGUAGUUUUCGUAGCAACAAGGUCUGUUUUGUUCUACUAAUAGAGCAGCAAAUUCCUAGAUUACACGGUCCUCAAGCGAGCAUUUGGUAGUAGGCCACUGAUGAUGAAAAUAGCAAGCAGCAAUUCCCUGUUGCCCAUGACCAGACAGCAGAGUGGAGUCUGGAAUGCUUGUUGAGAUGAUGCGUGCCCAGUUCGGUCAUUUCCACAUAAAACACACUAAUAA